UCUGUCACAACUACUUUAUUGUAUGUCAAAACAGAACACAGUAGCAACUACGAUCAAUUUAAAGAUAAAAACUUAUUUUUUGUCACAAGUUAAUGCAUGCAUGUCAUGUUAAUAACUACCAACUACGAUCAAUUUAAAGAUAAAUUAGAGUUUAGAGGUGUUGAUAUGGAUGAUGUGAUACCACGGUGGUAUUCUAAAUUUUUUAUUAAAAGACUUGUGACACUUCGGUUUUACAUGCAGGAUCAUUUUUGAACAAGAGAAGAAUCAUUUUCAUAGGCGUUGCAGCUUGUGCAGUUGGCAUACUCAUAAUCCUCUCUAUAUUUCUCAUGAGUGGCCGCCUUCGACGAAAGCUUAUAUUAGAUAAGGUUGUCUUCUUCUGGAAGGAUAAAACAGAGAACCACGAAAACAUAGAGGCCAUUGUUAGAAAUUACGGAUCUCUUGCUCCAAAAAGAUAUAAUUUUUCUGAUAUUAAAAAUAUGACGAAAUCAUUCAGCAAUAAACUUGGUCAAGGUGGCUAUGGCGAUGUUUACAAAGGAAUGUUACCGGAUGGUCCUCUUGUAGCUGUCAAGGUCUUGAAGGAAUCUAAGGGUAACGGCGAGGAAUUUAUGAAUGAGGUGGCUAAUAUUAGCAGAACAUCCCAUGUAAAUAUAGUCACUCUUCUUGGAUUUUGUUGCGAGAGAAAUAAAAGAGCUCUAAUUUAUGAAUUCAUGCCUAACGGGUCUUUAGAUAAGUUUAUAUAUGAUCAAGAAUCAAGUAUGAACCUAAAAAUGGCAUGGAAGACAAAGUUUCAAAUUGCAGUUGGAAUUGCAAGAGGACUAGAGUAUUUACACAGAGGUUGUAGCAUCAGGAUUGUACAUUUUGACAUAAAACCUCAAAACAUUCUUUUGAAUGAAGACUUUUGCCCAAAGAUAUCUGAUUUUGGGCUUGCUAAACAAUCCAAAAAUAAGGAAAGUAUCAUAUCAAUGUUGGAUGCAAGAGGAACUAUUGGUUAUAUUGCUCCGGAAGUAUAUAACAGAAACUUUGGAGAAGUCUCUCACAAAUCAGACGUCUAUAGUUAUGGAAUGAUGAUUCUUGAAAUGGUGGGAGGAAGAAAGAAUAUUGAUGUUACAGCAUCUCGCACCGAUGAAAUAUAUUCUCCACAUUGGUUAUUCAAGCACCCUGAACCAGGCAAAGAAGAGGACUUUAAACUUCAUGGGGUUGUUAUUGAAGAGGAAGAAGAGAUGGCAAAGAAGAUGAUCAUCGUAAGCUCGUGGUGCAUUCAAACUUUUCCGUCUGAUAGACCGUCAAUGACUAAGGUUGUGGAAAUGUUGGAAGGUAGCCUAGAAAACUUGCAAAUUCCACCGAAACCUUCAACGUCUUCUCCAACAAUGUCGCCGCCUAAGCACUUCCCCUGCAACAUCACCAACAUAAACUUGAAUCACAGGAAGAAAACCAGCGGUAAGCCGGGUGAUAUGUGA
Messenger RNA from Pistacia vera, 1457 nucleotides. RefSeq names its product PR5-like receptor kinase. Gene Ontology annotation, molecular function: ATP binding; protein kinase activity. Bases 327 to 1457 code for a protein of 376 amino acids. The record is from RefSeq and is a predicted model, not a curated record. Gene Ontology annotation, biological process: protein phosphorylation. The transcript has 3 exons. NCBI's taxonomy places the organism in Eukaryota, Viridiplantae, Streptophyta, Magnoliopsida, Sapindales, Anacardiaceae.